AAAACUACAAUACAAUGAAAGUAGCAUUAAUUUGAAUAAAUAAGUAAUGUAAAUCUAAACUAGCACAAUUUUUGCAUUCUAAGUACUUACUAGUUAGUACCUGAAUAUGUGUCCUACUUUGUACAUGCUGGCUGCAAGCCCCCCCUGUCGUGCAGUGUUAAUAACAGCCCACGCCCUUGGUCUAACCUUGGACAAAAAAGAAGUGUACUUUUUUCGUGACGAACACUUGACACCGGAGUACCAGAAGCUGAACCCCCAGCGCACCAUUCCGACUCUUGUGGACGACGAUGGGUUUGCAAUCUGGGACAGUCAUGCCAUCAUGGCCUACCUAGUCUCGAAGUACGCUAAAAACGACUCGCUCUACCCCCAAGACUUGAAGAAACGUGCCAUCAUCAACCAGAGACUCUUCUUCGAAUCGAGUGCCGUCUUCUUUCACAUGAAGAACAUAGCAAAAGCAAUUCUUAAUAGAGGCGACAAGUUCAUAGAUCCUGAAGAGAAACAACACAUCAUUGAAGCGUAUGGUUUUCUAGAUAAGUUUCUGGAAGGGAAGGAAUGGGCAGCUGGUGACUCGAUCACACUUGCUGAUUAUAGUUUAGUCACUACUUUUAGUUGCGCCAACGGCGUUAUUCCUGUCGAUUUUGACGUGUUCCCGAACGUUUUCGCCUGGUUGGAUAGGUGUGAAGACCUUCCCGAAUGUCGCGCUAGUCGUAAAGGCUUAAAAGAGGCAACCCACAUGCUCAAAGUUAGGCUAGAAAUGAAACUUUACAAUUUGUCUUCGCCGCAAUCCCUACACGACGCAAAUAUUGAUAGAUGUGGAAAAUGGUGGGAAUUCGUGCACGAAAUGCUCAAGACGACGAAGCAGUGUUUAUGUUUGAGUUGUUCGACAAAUUUAUUCACAACCAUGCCGCCCACACUCUACAUGGUCCCUUCAAGCCCUCCGGUGCGAGCCGUCCAGAUCACCGCCAAAGCCCUAGGACUCAAACUCGUCGAAAAACACCUGGACUUCCAAAAAAGAGAAAACCUGCAACCCGAAUUUUUGAAAAUCAACCCACAACACACGGUACCCACUUUGGUGGACGACGAUGGGUUCAUCCUAUGGGACAGCCACGCUAUCAACGCCUACUUAGUGUCAAAAUAUGGCCAGAGCGACUCUUUGUACCCACAAGACUUAAAAAAGCGCGCGAUUGUCGACCAGAGAUUGCAUUUUGAUUCAGGGGUGGCGUCGGUUAGAGCGUCAGACGUCAUGCUGCCUAUUCGUAGAGGCGAAAAAACCAGUCUCGACGACAACGACAAACACAAAUUGGGCGAAGUUUACGCUUUCUUGGACACUUUUUUGGACGGUCACGAAUGGAUAGCCGAUGAUGUCGUAACCAUAGCCGACUACUCGAUCUACUCCACCGUCUCCUCCAGCAACGUUUUCAUACCAAUCGACCCCGACAAAUACCCCCGACUCCAAGCCUGGUUCCACAAAGUCGAAGCUCUCCCGGAAACGGAAGUCAGCAAGCCAGGCCUCCGGAUUUUCGCCGGCAGGGUGCAAAGUAGAUUGAAACAGUUGCCUUAAAUAAAUUCUUUCAUACUCA
This is a messenger RNA of Zophobas morio, 1580 nucleotides long. RefSeq lists its product as uncharacterized. Bases 107 to 1561 code for a protein of 484 amino acids. The transcript has 8 exons. The record is from RefSeq and is a predicted model, not a curated record. Gene Ontology annotation, molecular function: glutathione transferase activity. NCBI's taxonomy places the organism in Eukaryota, Metazoa, Arthropoda, Insecta, Coleoptera, Tenebrionidae. Gene Ontology annotation, biological process: glutathione metabolic process.